CCCCCCCCCAUCUCUCCCUUCCCGUAUCCAUGGGAACAGCUGCAGAAGUGAGGGGCGGGGCGGCGUCCGAAUCCACCAAUCAGCGCGCAGCUCGCCGCACGGUUUAAACUCUGCCAAUGAGCGGCGGCUCUCCAGUGUUGUGCUCAGGUAGACGAAGUCUCUUCUCUGGCAAAGAUGGCGGCGGCCGUGUCCGUUAGAGGCUCCGGGAGACCGGCUGCGGGGGGGUCCUGGGGUAAGGAGGACGAUGACGGGGAGGUGUUCCUGAAGGAAGACGAGCGGGAGAAGCGGCUGGAGCCGCACGAGGUCCGGAGCCGGGUGGAGAGGAUGAAGCGGGAGGUGAAGAACCGGAGGAAGAUUCUCAUCAAGGGUCUACCGGGGGACGUCACCAACCAGGAGGUCCACGAUCUUCUCCGAGACUACGAGCUGAAGUACUGUUUUGUGGAUAAAUAUAAAGGCACCGCCUUUGUAACACUACUGAAUGGAGAACAGGCAGAAUCUGCCAUCCGCCGCUUCCACCACACGCGCCUUCGAGAACGUGAGAUGUCUGUCCAGCUGCAGCCCACAGACGCCCUGCUCUGCAUUGCCAACCUGCCAUCCGGCUACACCCAGCAGCAGUUCGAGGACCUGGUGCGCCCAUUCGGCAACGUAGAGCGAUGCUUCCUGGCGUAUAGCGGAGUGACCGGGCGACCCAAGGGCUACGGAUUCGUAGAGUACAUGAAGAAAGACUCCGCCUCUCGAGCCAAGUCCGAUCUGCUGGGCAGACAGCUGGGAUCCCGCACCCUGUAUGUGCACUGGUCGGAUGUCAGCCAGCUCACCUAUGACCUGCUUCACUCCCGCUGCCUGUGCGUGGACCAUCUGCAGGAGUGCGACCCCAUGGAGCUGAAGGAGGCCUUCUCCAAAGUCUCUGCACCUUCCUUCUGUCAGCUGGCUUAUGGACAGGACGGUCAGUAUAAAGGCUUUGGCAUUGUGGAAUAUGACUCUGAUAUGGUGGCUGAAGUCGUACAGCAGCAGAUGGAUAACUCCUUAGUGGCCGGAGGACGUGUCCGGGUCUCCUUCUGUGCCCCGGGGCCUCCAGGAAGGAGCAUGUUGGCGGCACUAACCGCAGCACAAGCAACGGCAUUGAAUCGUGGGAACGGCCUCCUGCCUGAGCCAAACCUUUUGCAACUCCUGAACAGCCUGGGCUCUCCUGCUACACUACAGCUUCUACUCAACCCUCUGCUGAACGGAGCCGGGAACAAGCAAAGUCUGCAUCAGGGACUCCUUGGUGCGGCACCCGCUGUCUCCCUACUCGCUAACCCUGCCCUGUCUACCACCCUCCUGCAGCUGGCACUGCAGGCACAAACCCCCACACAGAAACCUGGAAUUCUGGGCGAUUCUCCCCUUGCUGCCUUGUAUGGAGCGCUGGGUCUGUCUCCUCAGCUCACACCGCCACCAGGGAAAUCGCCACUACUUCCUGACCUUGGAUUAGGGGGCGCUCUUCCACCAGUCGGAAUGUCUUCUGACUUGGGGACUUCUUCCCUGCAGCCAUUUCUCGGACCUGAAUGGGACAGCCCCCCUCCAACUCCAGCUUUGGGCUCCAUGCUUGGUGGGUUGCCAAAGACUUCAGAGACGGGGAUGUCCCUCCUCGGAGAGCCCCCCAGGGAUCUGAGCAUCCAUUCCGGUCCUUACAUGAACUUCCACAGCAGGAUCCCCAGCACAGGUUCAUUGUGUACCACCAAUAAGCAGGCAUCUUUCAAGCAGAAGGCAUCAGGAAACAGAGUUCCUCUGGCGUCUUUGCAAGAGUCUAUGCUGACACAGACAGAAGGAUAUCCCUUUGACUUGCAGGCUGAGCUGCACCCUCGUUCCUUUUCAGAAAGCAGAGACCAUAUUGUGCCAAGCCUAAGUGCCUAUGAGCCAAGGAAUAAGGUUAGUGCCCCCUCAAGAUUUCGGGAGAGAAGCAGUAGUAUGCCGGCUCCUCUGCCUCCUUUCACUGCUGGAUCACCUACCUCGUACUUCACCAGUGGCUUGCAGGCUGGGCUCCAGCAGACGCAUAUGAUUAAAGGUCUGGGAAGGCGUCCGAACAGUCCUGGGGGAGUCCCAUUAGAUUAUGAGGAUCAGAGUCUGCCAUCAGGAAACUCGUGUAAGACUCCCAUAGGAGCACAGAAGCGCGGCUUUUCACACUUGAUCCCAUCCCCCGAGCCUAGUCCUGAAGGGGGCUACGUCGGACAGCACUCACAAGGCCUGGGCGGGCACUACGCAGACUCUUACAUGAAGCGCAAAAGGAUAUUCUAGCUGCUGCAGCCUGUCACUGACCGCGCCAAAGUGCCUGCUGCUCUAUCGCAUUUAAAGGGAUUAUCCCAAGAGUAAAAUGCAUCGCCUACCCACAGGAGUAGUACCCACAGGAGUAGCUAAUUUCUGCAGUCCCAUGAAAAAUUUAAAAGGGGGUUAUCCAGUGUUUCCCUAAAAAUAUGGUGCUCGGGCUGGGAUAUGAAAAUAAAAACAUGCUUUACUCACCCUUUCCCCCCCUGUAGCUCCCGUUCAGCUCCAUCAGAUUCCCUCUAAUCUCUACUUCAGUGUCUCCCAACCAGGAUGCCUCCA
Molecule: messenger RNA, 2577 nt
Organism: Hyla sarda
Lineage: Eukaryota; Metazoa; Chordata; Amphibia; Anura; Hylidae
Gene: RAVER1
Product: ribonucleoprotein, PTB binding 1
Exons: 14
Coding region: 175-2271 (698 amino acids)
Cellular component (GO): cytosol
Molecular function (GO): mRNA binding
Source: RefSeq, a predicted model, not a curated record